AUGCAAUCAAGAGAGGAGAGGAGAGCUGAGUCACCAUCAGGUCUAGUCCUCACCACCGAUCCUAAGCCUCGCCUUCGCUGGACCGCAGAGCUUCAUGAACGCUUUGUUGACGCCGUCACUCACCUUGGAGGCCCUGACAAAGCUACACCUAAGACGAUAAUGAGAGUGAUGGGCGUGAAAGGUCUUACACUUUACCAUCUCAAGAGCCAUCUCCAGAAGUUCAGACUUGGAAAACAGCCUCACAAGGAGCAUAGUCAUGGCCACUCCAUCAAUAUUAAGGAUACUAAUAGAGUUUCCAUGUUGGAUCUUCAAAGGAAUGUUGUAUUCACUACUCCACACAUCAUUGGUCACAAUAUGAAUGAGAUGCAAACUGAAGUGCAAAGAAGAAUAGAGGAAGAGGUAGAAUUUGAAAGACAGGUGAAUCAAAGGAUAGAAGCACAAGGGAAAUACAUGGAGAGCAUGCUGGAGAAAGCAUGUGAGACACAAGAAGCAAGCCUUACUAAAGACUACUCUACUCUCUUUUUCACCCCAAACACUAUUUGCAACAACACAUCACCCCUCACAAUCCAAUGGUUCGAGGAUCAGUUUCCUUCUUCUUCCUCUAUGGACUCUACGAUGCAUCUCCCUGAUAUCAAUUCCAACUUCUCCCUCCAAGAUUCUCGGAGUUCCAUCACUAAGGACCAUACGGUUUGCCUUGGUUAA
This is a messenger RNA of Eruca vesicaria subsp. sativa (arugula), 702 nucleotides long. Lineage: Eukaryota; Viridiplantae; Streptophyta; Magnoliopsida; Brassicales; Brassicaceae. The record is from the annotation of a GenBank genome assembly.